AUGCCUCUGGAGAUCAGCAGGGAACCAAAACACUACCAGUUGGCGUUCGAAGCUUGUGCUAUGGCAGCGUUUGCAAAAGAUGCUGUUGAUUCGAAGUAUUGCAAUUGUUUGGCUAUUGCAAAGUACGGCUUGGCGCUACGAGCGAUACAUGAUGCCCUUGGCGCUACGGCUAUGGUGCAAAAGGAUGCGACCUUGGCGUCUGUUCUACUCCUGGCCCUAUUCGAGUGCAUCAACCCUACAACUGGUGGAGUGAGAGGUUGGUACAAGCACAUAAUAGGUGCUAUGAAUUUGGUUAAAGAGCGUAUCCGCCAAAAAAGUGCAAAGCAGAUUGCACAUUCCUUAUUUAUAUCAGUACGCACGCAAAUGGUCUUACAUAGUCUUGUAACACUCUCAGGUGACGAUGAUGAAGUCUGGUGGCCACAAGACAACAUUACUCACAAAUACACCUUAACCCAAAAGCUUUGCGCUGAGGCCAGCUCACUUGGCGCAAAGGCAAAGACUCUCCUCGACCACCCCAGAAACGAAGAAUAUGCGAGAGAACUGUUUAAAAAGUGCCAGGAUCACGACCGGAGAUGUAAAAAUUGGUGGGAAAGUUCUUUUGCGAACACUCAACAUAGAAUUGCUUGGACUGAUCGAGUUCUUGGUUCUGAGCAUAACAGAUUUCAGCCGUUGAUGCUCUGGAACAUGCUGCUGCAUGCAAGGGUUCUCCUGAACAUGAGUAUAGUACGAUGCGUGGCAUGCAUCUAUGAGCCUAAGAAAAAUGAUUACAAAACCAGCACGGAAUAUGCUCAAGCCUUUUUGGAGUUACAAAGUCUCAUCUCAAACAUCACAAUCAGUUUUCAACAACGAAAAGAGAUGAUUUCAGCGCUGGGAGGAUAUUUUAUGACUUGGCCUCUUGCCUUAAUGUUGUCCUCGAAGCGUCUCCAAGAGAGUCAAAGGGCCGUUUUUAACGAUCAGUUGAAGUAUAUUGGAAAAAAAUAUCUUGGCAUUUGUCACGCCUUUGUCGCUCCAAUGGCGAGGUUGGAGGAGCAGGAGCAACACCCUUUUGGCUCACCAAAGAUGCUCUGGACUGCUCCAAACCGCGUCGAACAAUACCCCUACUAA
Messenger RNA from Pochonia chlamydosporia 170, 1104 nucleotides. RefSeq lists its product as hypothetical. Lineage: Eukaryota; Fungi; Ascomycota; Sordariomycetes; Hypocreales; Clavicipitaceae. The record is from RefSeq and is a predicted model, not a curated record. The transcript has 2 exons. The coding region runs from base 1 to 1104 and encodes 367 amino acids.